This is a messenger RNA of Hordeum vulgare subsp. vulgare (domesticated barley), 3238 nucleotides long. RefSeq names its product probable LRR receptor-like serine/threonine-protein kinase At4g37250. Gene Ontology annotation, biological process: protein phosphorylation. Bases 320 to 2947 code for a protein of 875 amino acids. Gene Ontology annotation, molecular function: protein binding; ATP binding; protein kinase activity. The record is from RefSeq and is a predicted model, not a curated record. The transcript is spliced from 2 exons. NCBI's taxonomy places the organism in Eukaryota, Viridiplantae, Streptophyta, Magnoliopsida, Poales, Poaceae.
UUUUCAGUAGCCAGCAGGAGUAAAAUCCCCACCCACCACCUCACCCUCCCCUCCCCUCCCAUCUUUAUUCUCCUCUUCACAUGCCAUUGCUAACCUCCCACUGCUACGCCUCCCUCCAUCCUCCCACUCCCCUCCUUCCUCCCUACUCUACUCUACUCCAGGCGCCGUCGGGCCGGGUCAACCGACCAGCCGACCUGCUGCUCCGCCUCCGGCUCGAUUCACACGACCUUCCCCUGCCAUUCCCAUGUCGUUCCACUGUCGGUGCUCGUGGACGGACUAGUGAUUAGCUCGUUCGUUCGUUCGUUCGGCUGCAAUUGUAAUGGAGGGCAGGAGGCGCGGCGGCGGUGCUGGAGCUAGUACCGAGAUGGUGAAGUGCGUCUUCCUGCUGGUGGUGCUCGCGCUGCGUGGCCGCGGGGCCAGCGGGCUGGACGCGGACGGGGAGCUGCUCAUGGCCUUCCGGCGCGCGGUCACCGCGGACCCGCUCGGCGCGCUCGGCAGCUGGAGCUACUCCGACGACUCCCCCUGCGACUGGAACGGCGUCAUCUGCAACGGCUUCCCGCAGCGGCAGCAGGCCUCCACCACGCUCAACCUCACCUCCACCUCCGCCGACGGCAGCGGAAACGGAAACAGAAACUUCAGCACGCUCGCUCGCGGCGCCAACGGCACGCUGCUCGGCCUCAACGCGUCGAUGGCGGCGGCCACGGUGUCGCGGGUCAUCGGCCUCGUCCUCCCCGGCGCGCAGCUCUCCGGGUCGCUCCCCGCCGAGCUGGCCCGAGUCGAGCACCUGCGCCACCUCGACCUCUCCGGGAACGCCCUCAACGGCACCCUGCCCGCCGCGCUGCUGCUAAACGCCACCGAGCUCCGCGUGCUCUCGCUCGCCGGCAACGGCCUCUCCGGCGCGCUCCCGGACGCGUCCUACGCGCGGGGGCUCCAGGAGCUCAACCUCUCUGACAACGCGCUCGCCGGCUGGCUCCCCGCCGCGCUCCUCAGGGCGCCUGGGCUCGCCGUGCUCGGGCUCGCUAACAACUACCUCGCCGGCGAGCUCCCCGCCGGCGGGCUCGGCUGGCUGGAGGUCGUGGACCUGAGCAACAACUACUUCCGGGGCGCACUCCCGGUGGAUUUCGGCGGGCCUCAGCUCAGGUUCCUCAACGUGUCGUCCAACAGCCUCACCGGCACGCUCCCGGCCCGGCUGUCCGACGUCGUGCCGGCCAACACCACGGUGGAUCUGUCCAACAAUAACUUCACCGGGGCGGUCCCGCCGGCCGGGCCAUUCGCCGCGCAGCCCGCAGCGGCCUACGAGGGAAACCCGGGGCUGUGCGGCCCGCCGCUGAAGCACGCGUGCUCCAUCCCGUCCUCGCUCUCCAACCCGCCCAACGCCACCGACUCGCCGCCGGCGUUCGCGGCCAUCCCCAAGAGCGCUGCUCGGGCACCGCCAGGCUCUCCCGAGGCGCAGGCCCCGCGCGGCGGGCAGGGGAAGCUCAAACCUCUUGUGAUCCUUGCCAUCGUGGCCGGCGACCUCGCCGGCGUCGGGCUCCUCUUCAUGCUCUUCAUGUACGUCUACCACAUCAGGAAGAAGCGGCGGGAGGAAAACCCGACGGCGCAGCAGCACAAGAGCAUCGGCGGCGGAGCCAAGGCAUCGAGCGUCGUCGGAACCAAAGAAGACAGAGGGGCCACGUCGAGGGGAUGCUGCAUUGGCGGCGGCAAGAACGACGGCUCCGACAGCUCGGACUGCUCGGCAUCCUCGUCUGACGCGGCGUCCGACGACGGCGGCGGCGAGGACCCAAAGAAAAGAGCCGGGAGCUACAUCGGCUGGGGCACCCCGCAGCACCACAGCAAGAACAAGCACGAGCAGCAGCAGAAGCAGGCGCCCGCGCCGGCGACGCUUGUGACGGUGGACGGCGGCGACGGCGAGCUGGAGAUGGAGACGCUGCUCAAGGCGUCAGCCUACAUCCUAGGCGCCACCGGGUCGAGCAUCGUGUACAAGGCCGUGCUAGCGGACGGCACGGCGUUGGCCGUCCGGCGCAUCGGCGAGAGCGGCGGCGCCGACAAGCUCAAGGACUUCGAGGCGCAGGUGCGCGCCGUGGCCCGGUUCCGGCACCCCAACAUCCUCCGGCUCCGGGGCUUCUACUGGGGCGCGGACGAGAAGCUCCUCAUCCAUGACUACGCCGCCAACGGCAGCCUCGCCAACGUCGCCUUCACCCGGCGGUUCGGCGCGUCGUCGCCGAUGCACCUGAACCUGGAGGCGCGGCUGCGGAUCGCGCGCGGGGUGGCGCGGGGGCUGGCAUUCAUCCACGACAAGAAGGGGGUGCACGGCAACGUGAAGCCCAGCAACAUCCUGCUGGGCGCCGACAUGGAGCCGCUGGUGGGCGACCUGGGGCUGGACCGGCUGGUGUCCGGCGAGGCCGCGGCCAGCCGGGGCGGCGGCGGCGCGUCGGCGCGGCUGUUCGGGAGCAAGCGCUCCAUGCACUCCACCAGCAGCCUGCCGGACCUCUCCCAGAUGCCCGGCGGCGGCGCGGGACCCGGGGCGAGCCCGUCGGCGUCGGCCCCGCCGCCGUACCAGGCGCCCGAGUGCCUCAAGAGCCUGCGGCCCAACGCCAAGUGGGACGUCUACUCCUUCGGCAUGGUGCUCCUGGAGCUGCUCUCCGGCCGCGUCUACUCGGAGGUGGAGCUCUGCCAGUGGCACGCCGGCGCCGCGGGCACCGGCUCCGUCGACGACCAGCGCGGCCGCGUGCUCCGGAUGGCCGACCCCACGCUCCGCGGGGAGGCCGUCGACGGUAACAGCGAGGACGCGCUGCUCGGCUGCUUCCGGCUCGCCUUCGCCUGCUGCGCCAUGGCGCCAGGCAAGCGGCCCGUCAUGCGGGACGCCGCCGCGCUCCUCGACAGGAUCUCGGUGCCCUCCUCCACCGCCACCGCCACCGCCACCACCACCAUUGAAACUACUUACUGAUUGCCCGGCAAUAAACUGUAGAGGAUAGUAGUACGUACAACUUGGAUGAUCUUUACCAAUGGCCACCUUGCCGUGUUAGCCAGCCUCUUUUGUAGAUUUGUUGUCACUAAUUUUUGACGGUCAUGUGAUUAACCAACCCCGUUUUUUCAAGCUUGCUGUUUCCCCUGCUCUGCUCUUAUUGUAAUGCCAUUGUUGCAAGUCCUCUACAUCAUACUGCUCCAGUUUCUUGCUAGAACUUGUCGGUGCUGCCAUGGCACUUGGUGAAAAGAACUUUGUGCUAUCUUUUGUUAA